AUGGAAAGCAAAGAACGGGUUACCGACGCUGUGCUCGAUUUGAUCAGGCGGGAAAGGAAUGGCGAAACUAUUUGUCGUAAACUCAUACGUGAUGUGACUGAUUGUUAUGUUGAGCUCGGUAUAGAAGAAGAUGAGACGCCAGACCAAGUGCGGUCUGCCCAGCCAAAUCCCAACGCAAAGCUCAAAGUUUACAUGGACCAUUUCGAAGCCAAAUUCCUUCGAGAAACUGAAAACUACUAUGCUAAUGAAGCGCAGGUUUUCCUUGAACACAAUCCAUUAACGGAGUAUAUGAAAAAGGUUGAAAGAAGACUGGAGGAUGAGCGCGCUCGAUGUGAUAUGUACUUGCACAUGGCAACGCAAGAACCUUUGUCGAAGACUUGUGAAAAGGUUCUCAUUGAGGCACAGCUCGAGUUAUUCCAAAAUGAGUUCGGCGCAUUGCUUGAAGCGAACAAAGACGAUGAUUUGGCCCGAAUGUACAAGGUGCGCACUUCAGGUCUUUAUUUAAUGUCGCUGGUAGAAAUAGACAAAGAGUCAUUCGUUAAUUAUUUUCUGCUGAAAACCUUCUACUUGUUGCAAAUAACUCCUGACUCUUUGAAGUUAACCGUCCUUUCGCCAUCUUUCAAUUAA
Molecule: messenger RNA, 627 nt
Organism: Cooperia oncophora
Lineage: Eukaryota; Metazoa; Nematoda; Chromadorea; Rhabditida; Trichostrongylidae
Source: the annotation of a GenBank genome assembly